CUGUCUCUCACUCUGUGUCGCUAUACGCCAGGAAUUAGCAAUUUAGCACCAUGACCGGACGGCGAUUAACCGUCGUCUUCCCCUUUCUCUUCUUCCUCUCUAUCGUCGCCAUGUCUCUUCGUUCUUCUUCCUCUCCUGCUUUUUCUUCCUCUUCCAACUCCACCGCUUUGAUCUCCUUCCUUCAGGAGCUCCAGGCCGCCGCGCUCGUCUCCUUCGGGCGAUCGAAUUUCGAUCCAAAGCUCUACGUCGACCUGCCGCUUAAAUCCGACCUCCAGUCGACGCGAUCGGCGUUCCAGAGUCUCCGAAAGCUCUCGAACGGGUCCGUCCCGGCGGAGGAACUCAGGCGGUUCGUCGCGGCGUACUUCGACGGCGCCGGGAGCGACCUGGUGAGCCACGUGCCGCCGGAUUUCAAGGCGGAACCGGAGGGGUUCCUUCCCCGAGUGGAGGACCCGGCGGCGAGGAAAUGGGCGCUGGAGGUGCAUUCGCUGUGGAGGCUGCUCAGCAGGAAGGUGUCGGAGCGGGUCGCCGACGAGCCGGAGCGGCACACGCUGCUUCCCCUCCGCGAACCGGUGGUGGUGCCCGGGUCGCGGUUCCGGGAGGUCUACUAUUGGGAUUCCUACUGGGUGAUCAGGGGACUUCUGGCAAGCAAGAUGCAUCAGACGGCGAAGUCAAUCGUACGCAAUCUUGUUUCAAUGAUAGAGAAAUAUGGCUUCGUUCUGAAUGGUGCCAGAAGCUACUAUACCAACAGGAGCCAGCCUCCACUUCUAAGCUCAAUGGUGAUGGAGAUAUACAAAAGCACGGGGGAUGUGGAUUUUGUGAAAGAAACAUUCCCUUAUUUGCUCAAGGAGCACGGGUAUUGGAAUUCAAAAAUACACACAGUGGUGGUGCAUGACGCUGAAGGACGCACCCACACGUUGAACAGAUAUAACGCAAGGUGGAAUAAACCAAGACCAGAGUCUGGAACAACUGACGAGGCUACUGCUUCUAAUAUAUCAAGUAUCACGGAGAAGGAGCACCUCUACCAUGAAAUAGCUUCGACAGCCGAAUCUGGAUGGGAUUUCAGCACUCGAUGGAUGAGUUCUCCACCGGACCUCACGACAUUGAGAACAACAUCAAUAAUACCAGUAGACCUGAACACAUAUAUUCUGAAGAUGGAGCUUGACCUGGCACAUUUUGCAAUAAUUCUGGGAAAUGCAUCGGUAUCUGAAGCAUAUGAGGCAGCAUCCAAGCUUCGGAUUGAAGCAAUGAACUCAGUCUUCUGGAACACUGAGAGGGGUCAGUGGCUUGAUUAUUGGUUUGGCAACUCAAGCACUUCAGAGGAACCCCACAUAUGGCAAGCUAGCAACCAAAACCAAAAUGUUUUCGCCUCAAAUUUUGUUCCUUUGUGGAUUGGUAGUCUGACUUCAGGUGAUAUGGUGAAAAAAGCAGCAAGUGCCCUUGUCAGUUCUGGACUACUAAAGAAAGGUGGAAUCUCGACAUCACUGACAAAUUCAGGCCAACAGUGGGAUGCCCCCAAUGGGUGGCCUCCAAUGCAGCACUUGAUUGUUGAAGGCUUAGUAAAGUCCAAUUCAGAUGAAGCUAAAACCCUAGCAAAAGACAUUGCCUUGAGAUGGCUUCAAAUAAAUUAUGAUGGGUACAAGCAAUCAGGCAAGAUGCAUGAGAAAUAUAAUGUUGAAGAAUGUGGGACGGCCGGAGGUGGUGGCGAGUAUUCACCGCAGACUGGUUUUGGCUGGUCGAACGGUGUGGUGUUGGCAUUUUUGGAGGAAUUCGGAUGGCCAAACGGACAGAGCCUAAGCUGUCCCGUCUAAACUAUCAAGAACCAUCUUAUUCUUUGUACCCACUCCCAUUCUGUAAUUGCCACAGAUGAGUAUAUGCAUGUGUACACAGAAGAAGGGUUGUGGAAUUGAGAACAAAGUGUUUAAAUAAAGUAUAUGCAUGUGUACUCCUGUUCUUCAGUCUUUUA
Nymphaea colorata (pocket water lily) is the source of this 1963-nucleotide messenger RNA. Its product is annotated as probable trehalase. NCBI's taxonomy places the organism in Eukaryota, Viridiplantae, Streptophyta, Magnoliopsida, Nymphaeales, Nymphaeaceae. The record is from RefSeq and is a predicted model, not a curated record. The transcript is spliced from 11 exons. The coding region runs from base 51 to 1808 and encodes 585 amino acids. Gene Ontology annotation, biological process: trehalose catabolic process. Gene Ontology annotation, molecular function: alpha,alpha-trehalase activity.